CAUCAGGCGGCUUGUUAAAAUCAUAUAUCAUGUUGUUUUAGAAUCACUUUGUUUCAAAUUCAGAGAUUCGCCAUAUAUUGAUAUAUUGCACAAACUCGGAGUGAAUUCAAGUUUGGGCUAUUUUAUUCUCACUGGAUUGAAGAUUAGGGUCUAAUUCAACGUCUGCUCUGACCAACCUUACCUUCUGUUGAUUUUAAGUCUGCAUCAGAUAAGAUUACUGUUAAUGUGAUUAAAGAUAAUCGCAAACUCUGGGCCCACACAUGUUCAGUCGCUACGGUGACUAAUGCCUCGCCUGCAGAGAAUUCAAUAUGGACGUGAUGUGGAACGUUUUCUGUCUUCUCCUUAUCUGCUGUGCUGGAGAAACGAUGGCAUCCUGCGUGACAGAAUGUUCCUGCAGAAAUGACAGCUUUGGAAGGAGUUUGAUUUGCAUGAACUCAGCUCUACGAAGAAUACCAACGAACAUCCCAUCCGAUGUUAAAAAAAUCAGGAUAGAAAAUUCUCACCUGGCGGAAUUGCCCCAAGGUACAUUUUCCUCCAACCCUGCCUUGGAAUACCUGUGGCUGAACUUUAAUAACAUUACAGUCAUGCAUACAAGAUGCAUGCAAGGGCUCGGCAGAUUAUCAGAGCUACGUCUACAAGGGAACAAACUGCGUUCAAUCCCAUGGACAACUUUCCAGGACUGCCCAGCUUUGACAAUAUUGGAUUUAAAACGUAAUCAAUUGGAUGCCCUUCCAGAGAGCGCACUGAGGUAUCUGACCAACUUGACCUAUCUGGACUUAUCGUUCAACAGGCUUACUGUGGUUUCUGGAAAUGUGUUCUUAAAUUGGACAGUCUAUCAGAGAACACAACAGAAUGAUGGUCCACGGGAUGGUAUUGCCAAUGCUCUCCUGGCUCUCCAUGACAACCCCUGGUUCUGUGACUGUCGCCUUAAAGGUUUUGUACACUUCCUCAAAUCCAUCAGCCCCCCUAUUAUUCUGAUGAACUCUUACCUAACCUGUUCAGGACCAGAUUCCAGGGCAGGUGUCUUUUUCUACAAAGUGGAACUGAAGAGUUGCUUCAAGCCAUCAGUCACAUCUGAAAACAUGAACGUUAGUGCUUCGUUUGGAGAGAAAGUACAUUUAUCCUGCAGAGCUAAAGGGAAUCCUACUCCCACAGUGUGGUGGACAAAUGGUGUGAAGAUCAUUCGGAAAAUUAAUGUGAAACACACAAGUGUUGAUGAAGAAACUGUGAAUUCGGAGCUGGUCGUUCGUUCAGCACAGGGCACUGAUGGAGGAGUUUAUAUUUGCAGUGCUGCCAACUAUCUGGGAAACUCAUCUGUGCAGAUCCUGGUGAAAACCUUGACUUCAGUAACGUUACCCAUGCCCUCGUAUCUGCCCCCAUCAUCACCCGGGGAGGAGAGUGUUUAUAUAGAUGUCAGCAUUGCAAAGCAGAUGGUGUACGGGAUAGUGUUGAAGUGGCAUGCAGUAACGCAGAACCCUGCGGAGACCUGGUACACACUGCACUUUGGCAAGUUCGAUGAUCCCUACACGGAAAAGAUUUACAUAGCACCGGGGGUGAAUACUUACUCCAUUAAUGAGCUGUUCCCAGCAACAAAGUACAAAGUGUGUGUGGCACUGAGGAACCAAUCUCCCACCAGAGGGCAGUGCAUCGUGUUUGUGACGGGCACCGAUGUCAGUGAAAUGGAGCAGAGGGAAAGGUUGAUCCACAUUAUCGUUAUUGCGUGUGCCAUGGUGUUGGCGGUGCCCGCUGGCAUGUACGCCUGCACCACCGACACCCGCUUCAGCUGCUGCUUCGACAAAUGCGCCAAGGCCUGUCGGCGACAGAGGCGAGGCGACAAGGCGCUGAGGAAGGCGGCUCAGAACGUCACCUUCGACAGCCUGCAGAUGGGGAGCGAUGCGGAACUCUGCAACAGGGCCUCCAAGGAAGACAAGAGGAGGCGCAAAAAGUCCGACGAUAAAACCCACAAGGCCAAAACUGAACUCAAAACCAGCGAUGAAUUGUAUUAG
Messenger RNA from Amblyraja radiata (thorny skate), 2006 nucleotides. RefSeq names its product leucine-rich repeat, immunoglobulin-like and transmembrane domains 2 (gene lrit2). The coding region runs from base 309 to 2006 and encodes 565 amino acids. Gene Ontology annotation, molecular function: protein binding. The record is from RefSeq and is a predicted model, not a curated record. Lineage: Eukaryota; Metazoa; Chordata; Chondrichthyes; Rajiformes; Rajidae. The transcript is spliced from 3 exons.